This is a messenger RNA of Neurospora crassa OR74A, 2343 nucleotides long. RefSeq lists its product as hypothetical. NCBI's taxonomy places the organism in Eukaryota, Fungi, Ascomycota, Sordariomycetes, Sordariales, Sordariaceae. Gene Ontology annotation, molecular function: ubiquitin-protein transferase activity; zinc ion binding; ubiquitin binding. Gene Ontology annotation, biological process: proteasome-mediated ubiquitin-dependent protein catabolic process; protein linear polyubiquitination. Bases 1 to 2343 code for a protein of 780 amino acids. Gene Ontology annotation, cellular component: ubiquitin ligase complex. The transcript is spliced from 3 exons. The record is from RefSeq and is a predicted model, not a curated record.
AUGGACGGAAUAAACUCAUCAAGAAGGUCCGGACAAGGUUCCUCGGAGAGCUUCUCAUCAACAGUCACCGAAAACAUUUCCAAAGACUACAUGAGCGGUUCACCCACUAUGGAAAACCGCCAGAUAUCAGGAGUUGGCGUCACCUUCGGUCCUGGCAUGGAGGUCUACGAGGUCAAGCCAGAGAUAGCUCACCUCCCUUACUACGAAGCAGAGUCCAAGAGGGUCAAUGUGUACUGGGGUAGACAAUUCCUCAAGUACACCAUCAAAAUGAACCAUGAUCCGUCAAGUCUCCUCGCGAUCCAUACUCUGUUUCUGUCUGGGGAGAUCAAGGUCCGCGGCAAGCUGGUCACCACCCAGUAUUCUUCUUCCGGUCCUGGCUCCGGGACACUCGAGCUCUUGGAGCUUCCUCCAGAUGUAUUUUUGGACGAGAUCACGAGGCAAAUUCCUCCGGAGCUUUUGAAGGAUGCGCAGUGGACUACGAAACAGCCAAAGUUCUUAGACAGCUAUGCUCUGACAGCUGUACUUUUGCAAUUUUCGAAGUUUGGUCCUCUCAAAGAGCAAGAAGUUGAGACUUUGCCGACCAUGAUGAGAGUGUCGACCUUGUUUCAGAACGAGAAUGACGCCAGGAGAGCUGUCGAGGUUCUCAAUCAGUCAACACUGCCGUUAGACCCGCAGCAAAUGCUAAUGGCUAGACUGGAGUAUGAAAUGAUGUUCAAGGGUCCAGAGAAAUGGGUUCAGAACACUCUUAAACAGCUUCUGAGUAAGGCUUCCUUUGCCAGAAACACUCACCAGAUGAAGCUUGUCGUCCAUUCACUCGACGAUGAACCACACUUCAGCCUCAGCGGAGAGAGCUGUGAAGUUCUCGUCGAGGCGAUGGAGGUGGUACGCCAGCUCCCCGUCUACGAUCAAAUCCACGAGGACAGGUUAAACCCCGGGGGCUUUAUCGCAGCAGACGAGUGCUGUGUGAUAUGUGGUGAUACGGCAGAGUCACCCGUAAUCACUCAGUGCAAACAUGUCUACUGUGGUAAUUGCUUCCACAACCUCUGCUCGAGCACCUUUUCGGUAGGGAGCUGGCGCAAUCGGGUCGUCUGUCAGGCGCCCAAACCAUCGGGUACCUCCACAGUACUCGACAACUCCAUUUGUGGCCGCACUCUUGGCCUUCCAGAGAUCCAGACAAUGGUCAAAACCAAUACCUUUGAACGUCUCCUCACUGCCUCGUUCAAAUCGUACGUCCAGGGCCGUCCACACAGAUUGCAGAAUUGUCCCACCACCGACUGCGACUACGUCUACGUCGUCCCUGAACCCAACGACAAUCUCGUCACAGCACCACACAUCACCUGUCCCCAUUGCCUCGUCGACAUCUGCACACGCUGCCAGAAAGGCCACGCAGCCAGAGGCAUGACCUGCCUCGAGUUCCAAGACCAUCUAGCGCAUGGGGAACACUCGAUGGCCCUCGCCAAAGCAGAGCAGGGCAUUCAAGACUGUCCGAAAUGCACGAUCCUCCUUGUUAAAGUCCACGGGUGUAACCACGUCACUUGUCCGGCAUGCCACACCCACAUGUGCUGGUUAUGCUUGGAGAUGUUUGAAGGGGAAGCUGCCCCAGAGCGCGUGUAUGACCAUUUGGUUGUGGUGCAUGGAGGGAUCUUUGAUGAGGGUGAUGACGAUGAAUAUGUGGAUUAUCUCGGUGAUGAUGAUGAAGAUGAUGAUGAAGAUGAGGAUCUCGAUGAUGAUGGCGACGGCGGCGACGACGACGACAACGUCGACUGGGAGCAAGAACAUGGGUUUGGGGGUGAAGAAGCUGCUCUCGUGCUGGUUCAUCUUAUAAGACGUCUUCUUCGUUUGCUCGGACAGCUUCAAGCUGAAGGGCAGCGCAGAAACAUGGGGGACGCUGCUGAUCCGAAUUUGAUCGAGGAGGGCCAGGGUGAACAAGCCGAUACUGGACAAGAGGACAACCGGGACAACGACGAAGAUGCGAAUGUGGACGGAGAUAACGCCGCUAACCAGGAGGACAUUGAGGUUGAAGACGAACAAGUUGCUCUUCGGGCCCAGGGAGCUCCAGAAGCAAUAGAUCAAGACGUAUGGUUGUUCCCGCAGAUAAUUUUGCUAGAACGUGAGCCAUUUGAGGAACCACGAGUGCAACCUAAUCAGCAGGAGAGAAGAGAUUGGGAAGAGAUAGUGCAACCUCCACCACAACAGAGGAUGGAUUGGGAGGAGAUCGAUGUCAUUGCCCCUGACAUUGUCUACAACUUUGACUUUUUCAUUUGGCUUCUCUUCUUUAUAGUCGGACUCUUGUGGAAUUUCAUACGGAAAUUGGCCUUGUUUGCUUUAUCUUUUGCAACUUGA